Molecule: messenger RNA, 3206 nt
Organism: Oryzias latipes (Japanese medaka)
Lineage: Eukaryota; Metazoa; Chordata; Actinopteri; Beloniformes; Adrianichthyidae
Product: lymphoid enhancer-binding factor 1
Biological process (GO): regulation of transcription by RNA polymerase II; canonical Wnt signaling pathway
Cellular component (GO): chromatin; beta-catenin-TCF complex
Molecular function (GO): DNA-binding transcription factor activity, RNA polymerase II-specific; RNA polymerase II cis-regulatory region sequence-specific DNA binding
Source: RefSeq, a predicted model, not a curated record
CGCACGCGCUGGUUACAUUACGCCGUGGAAGCGCUGCAGGAGCAGUGGGAAGUCUUUCUCUUUUCCCCCCACCCCACUCACAGCACAUCUUACUUUUUUCUUGUUGUUUGGUGACUUUUAUCUUCGCCGCGUUCGUCCAGCUCUGAGGAUGUAUUUUUAAAGCAUCACUUCUGUAGAACUCCUCGAAGUUUAGUCGGCCGUCCGUCUCAUCUCCUGGCGUCUUUUUGACUUUUUUUUUAGCCUACUUUGGUUGGCUAAACCACCGAGGAGAUAUUUUUCUCACUUUCUUUUUUUUUUUUUGUAAUUCAAGGACAAAUGUUUUAGUUGACUGAAAAAAUGAGGAGGUGUUAACUUGUGUUAUUUUUGCUUUUCCGUGACAUUAAGUGGGACUUUUUUCUCUCCAGUUUUUAGCUAACAGGUUGAGUGUUUUUAGUGCAGCGGUGAUGGUGAGGAAGGAGGCGGACAGCAGCCGCUCUCCUCCUGUUGCUUCAGCGUAAAAAAGAAAAACCUUCCGCCGCCGCCGCCGCGUGCGUGAACGCUGCUUCCUUCAGUGCAGUGAGGUUUUUCUGGGGACUUCCGUGGGAGUUAAUCCUUCAAUUUUAUUUUUAUUCCCUUUACAGUCAGUGCUGGAGUCUUUUUCGUCUUCAGUGGCGAGACAACAUAUUUUGUUUUUAAAUAUAUAUUUUGAAAUUUAAAACAAUGCCACAGUUAUCGGGCGGCGGUGGCGGGGACCCGGAGCUUUGCGCCACAGAUGAGAUGAUCCCCUUCAAAGACGAAGGAGACCCGCACAAGGAGCAGAUCUUCGCCGAGCUGAGCCACUCCGAAGAGGAGGGAGACUUGGCCGACAUCAAGUCAUCCCUGGUCAACGAGUCUGAGAGCAGCCCCAACAGCAACAACCACGAUGCAGCUAGGCAGUCCCAAAUACCACCAGAUUCAUAUCAUGAAAAACACAGAGACCUCAUAGAAGAUGCGGACUCUUGUUUUUUAGGAAAACAUGCGGACAUGUACGGUAAAGGCCACGUGUACCCGAGUUACCCAGGUUACAUCAUGAUGAACAUGAACAGCGACUCCUACAUGAACAAUGGCUCCCUCUCACCGCCCAUGCCCAGAACGUCCAACAAAGUCCCCGUGGUGCAGCCGUCCCAUGCAGUCCACCCACUGACCCCGCUGAUCACGUACAGCGACGAGCACUUCGCCCCAGGCUCUCAUUCGGGCCUCCACCCACAAGAUGCCAACAACAAACAAGGAAUGCCCAGGCAUCAUCCAGGACCAGACAUGCCCAACUUCUACUCCCUAUCCCCUGGAGGAGUGGGGCAAAUCACACCACCACUGGGAUGGUUCUCACACCACAUGGUCCCCGGCCCCCCUGGUCCUCACGCAACUGGGAUUCCCCACCCAGCCAUCGUCAACCCACAGAUCAAACACGAGCCUCCGCAUGAAACUGACAUCAUGCACAUGAAGCCCCAGCACGAACAGAGAAAGGAGCAGGAGCCCAAAAAGCCGCACAUCAAGAAGCCGCUAAACGCCUUCAUGCUCUACAUGAAAGAAAUGCGUGCAAAUGUGGUCGCCGAGUGCACGCUGAAGGAAAGCGCCGCCAUCAAUCAGAUCCUGGGACGGAGGUGGCAUGCUUUAUCUCGGGAAGAGCAAGCUAAGUAUUAUGAGCUAGCUCGCAAGGAACGGCAGCUCCACAUGCAGCUCUACCCAGGCUGGUCUGCUCGAGACAAUUAUGGGAAGAAGAAGAAGCGGAAGAGGGAGAAGAUGCAGGAAUCGGCCACAGGUACAGGCCAGAGAAUGAAAACGGCGUACAUCUGAGAAUAUGGAGGAAAGCGGAACGGUUUCUCCACAUGCAAAGCAAAGGCAGCAGCUACGGGCCCUCUGCUAGAGAUGGAGGCCUGCUAGAUCCCACAAAGACCCCCUUCAAAUCUCCAGAAUGAAGCCUCCGGUCCUCAGAGGAACCCCUCGAAACCCCCACCCUCUAGCACACCCACACCCACCACCACCAUCUGUCAAAUGUCUCUGUCCCCAUCCGGAAAAGGCGCUGCUGCAGACACUGAACUGAACGAGACAAUCAUGAAUUUGUAGAAGCAGCGCCGUGUUUCCUUUCAAUGUCAGCUUCACGGCUACCCGAGGCACUGCACUGAAAAAAACAGCAGCAAUUGUGAUGUGCGCACAACUCGCACCCCCAACUCACUCCCCACACCUGUCACUAAGUUAUUCUAAGUUAUUCGACACCUUUUUCCUUUUGUAUAGUUUACUAGGCUGAUAUUCACUCCCCCAGCACCCUCCCCACCUUCUCUCACUGGAUUUAGAAGACCAUUUGGGGGUCCCCCCCCUCACCCACCGACCAAACACCUCUUUUUUUUCAGACUGCACUAAGGAAGAUGGAGGAAUUACUUCUUAUCUGCUGACCAAGUUGGUGCAAAAAAAAAACAUCAUCUUAGACUGAUUAUCAUUUCCUUCUUUUGAAUGCUUUUAUUUUGUAUCCUUGUUUCAAUUUCUUGGUGUAUAUUUUAGUGACUUCCUUUUUUUUAAAUGUUUUUUUUAUAUAGUGGUAUAUAUGAAAAUAAGCUUUGAACACAGGAAAGCCAUUUUUUCUUGUUGUAAUGUCUUGCAGAAAUUGAAACUUAAGGCUUCUUUUGAUAACUAUUUGUAACAAAUAGUGACCUCGAGUCUUGCUCAGAUUUAAAUAAUUCUUCAGUAUGUGUACUUUUUCAAACUGUCGGGACACGUCAACUUUCUUGGUAUUUUUGCAGGCUACAUUAGGACAAAGGCAGGAGCCACAGCUCCAGAAGCCUAUAUUUUAUUGUUCUAAUCUAAAACAUGAUGCAGAUAUAUAUAUUUACCCCAGCACUUGACAGUCUUUCUUUUACUGCGAUGGACCUUUGUCUUCUCUCUCUGGUAGCUAAUAGUGUGGUCUUUAGCUAUGUUGUUUAUUCCAUGCAAACAUCUCUGUAAUAUUUUGCGUUGAACACUCUAUUUUAGUAUUACUUGAUGAUUUCCUUUUUUUCUAUUAAUAUUAUUAUUAUUUUUUGGGUCACUGUCAUCUUGGUUUGGCAUUUUGCUUCCCAAGUGGUCAUAUUUGAAUGUUUUCAACAUGCUUUGUUUUGUUCUGUUUUUUUAAAGAAAAAUAAAAAGGCACCUUUGGCUCACAGGAUUGCUUUGUGUGGUGGAAAAGGCCAGAGCUAAAUGUGCCACAUUUUACAGUC